AUGUCGUGGGCACGCCCGGAGUUUAGAGGAUCGCUGAACCGCCGUCCGGAGGAGCUUGCUCCCCCGGCGGCCCCGUCUGACCCGCCGCCUAGGACGACCCGGCCACCGUCCACGGACUACGACUUGGACGACGGAUCCAGUGAAGAUGACAUCGUAGUGCACGGCGCACUACCGGCCGACGAGAGGGCGCGGAGAACGACGGCCAUCACGCAGCAGCGCCCUGCGGGUGAGCGGCGCAAGCGGUCGUGUACUACCGCAGCAACCGGCGCCAAAAAGACGCCAAAGAAGAGGAGGCAGCUGGCUGUCUCCACAAACGGGGGCAGAAGACGCGCCCUACCUGAUGACAGCGGUGCGGGAGCGACCUGGACGACCGUUACGUCGAAACGUGCGGCCAGACCCAGGAAGACGCCUACACCGCCGCCCACAUCUACCGCAAACCGCUUUGGGGCCCUUGCGGUCGAAACUACGACUGAACAGCCUACUCCAGAGCGGUCGGCGCCCACGGCCGCCGCCCAAGCAGGCUGUCCAAAUGAUGAAGAAGACGAAGAAGCCGUCCCCACCACCGGACGGUCACACCGGAGGCCGCCGCCCAUAGUCUUCGAGGUGGCCGAAGACUAUAAAGGUUUCCUGCAGCUCGUAAGGCAGUGGACGACUGCCGACUUCACCUUGCGAGCUGCAGCGGGGAACCUGGUGCGGCUACAGGUCGCCAACACAGACGACUACAUCAAGGUGACGAGCGAGGCGUCAAACCAGGGCCUCCACUGGUUCACACACGCCGCCGUCCCCGAGCGACUAUUGAAGAUAGUCUUUAAGGGACUACCGAUGGCAGCUCAACCGGAGCUGCUACGAGAGGAGCUGACAGAUCUCGACUUCAGCGUGCGCAACGUGACGCGCGUGAAGUCGCACCUCGCCAAAACGGGCAGCAGGCGAAGACGACUGCCGGCCGCUCCCUCCGCCGUCCGCGCCCAGGCGCAAAACCGGCGAGGCGGCCGGCACACGCCAGGCAGACGCCGGCAGCCAAUGCUGCCACCACCGUCCCCACGGAAGGGGGCAACAAAAGCUGGCGCACCCGCGUCAGAAAACGUGCGCGCGAGCGCACGCCAGAUGACCAGCGCGCCUACCACGGGAAGGCGCGCAAAGAAGACCACCAAACGACGGGAGGCGAAAGGCGCGGCAACGCACCAGCCGCCUCACGUCACCCUGCAGCAACCAGCCAAGGCGCCGCAACAUCAGCGCUUGAAGGAGGGCUGGCUGCAGCAAUUUCAGCACUCUCUGCGGCAAUCGACAAGGAGAGGCGGCCGCCGAGGCAGGGCAACGACCGAAAAAGCGCGCCAAGUCGCAGACAAUGCGGCGCCACAAAAUGGAGCCCCCGCUCCGCACGCAUCGACGAGAAAUGGCGGACAGACUCCGCCUACCGCAGCCCAGCCGGCAGCUGGCCCAUCUGCAGGACAAAGCGCCGUUGCCCCGCCCACAGCGCUGCCGCGCAGGCAGGUAGUCCCGGCCGCUGCACCCCUGCAGCGCCAGGCUCCCCUCCCUGCAACGACCCAGCGCUUCGCGGACCAAUCAGCGCGAGCCUUCCCGGCCCCGCCGGCACGCGCAGCGGACCAACCACCGGCAGCCGCGCCUGACCUUGCGAGCCCCAAGGACUUCCCGGAGCCAAGAUGGCGGCGUCCCACGGCGCCCCGCCAUACUGUCGGCGCCCAACAAGAUGGCGGACAAAUGGAGACCAACGCGCGCCAUGUUGUCGGCGGCACCGCUGCCAACGAAGCCCGCGUGGAACGGAUGCUCAGCUGCAUGGAAACAAUGAUGCAGCAGAUGACUGAGCUCCUGGCCGUGGUGCAGAAAGUUGCAUCCGCCAUCCAACCAUGCAGCCAUCAUGCCUGA
This is a messenger RNA of Schistocerca piceifrons (Central American locust), 1884 nucleotides long. RefSeq names its product serine/arginine repetitive matrix protein 1-like. The transcript is spliced from 4 exons. Bases 1 to 1884 code for a protein of 627 amino acids. NCBI's taxonomy places the organism in Eukaryota, Metazoa, Arthropoda, Insecta, Orthoptera, Acrididae. The record is from RefSeq and is a predicted model, not a curated record.